Messenger RNA from Leptosia nina, 1737 nucleotides. The record is from the annotation of a GenBank genome assembly. Lineage: Eukaryota; Metazoa; Arthropoda; Insecta; Lepidoptera; Pieridae.
AUGGCUUGUGAGAGCAAAGCGAGCGACGAGAAGCCUUCAGAAAAAACACUUAAAGAUAAUUCAAUUGAUACUAAAGAAAUGAAAAAUAAUUUAACAAAAACUAAUGCAGAAAAAGCUCAAGAAGCCAAAAUGCCACCUGAAGACGAUUGGGUAGAUUUAAACUUUUUCCAAAAAGCGAGACGGCUGAUAUCAUUGAUAACGGUUGAACCGAUAUUGGCUGGCUACGUAAUGCCUUCUGUACUUUCAGCUCUUGCAACGCAAAAUUUGUAUUUAGAAAAGGCUUGCAGGGUAAAUUUAGCCUUCGAUCACCAUGUAUGCGAUGCUUUAACGAGAAGAGAAACUGCAAAUUACACAAUGGAAGAAGAAGCAGUGCAAACACUGGUGGCUUCAGUUGCCGGGUGGAAAACAGUCCUUCAAUCGUUUCUACCAUGUGGAAUAUUAAUUUUCUUGGGAGCCUACAGCGACCGAGUAGGACAGAGAAAAUUUUGUAUGCUUUUGCCGAUAAUCGGCGAAUUUUUGACUAGUAUGGGACUUAUAUUCAAUACCUAUUUCUUCUACGAGUUGCCAGUGGAGGUAGCAGCUGUUACUGAAGCUAUAUUUCCUGCUUUGACCGGGGGAUGGUUUACCAUGUUCAUGGGAGUGUUUAGUUAUAUAGCUGAUGUGACUACUGAAGAACAAAGGACGUUACGGAUUGGAAUAGUGAAUUUGUUCUAUUCGUUAGGAGUUCCCGUGGGCGCUGCAUUAAGUGGUAUUUUAGUGAGAAAGAUUGGACUGUAUGGAGUGUUUUCUUUGAGUGCGUCACUGUACGUUUUAAGUUUUCUAUACGCCUUCUUAAGGAUAAAGGAAGUGAAGCGGAUUGAUUUGAAUGAAAAGCCAGCAAAGAAUAGCUGCGAAUGGCUCCGCGACUUCUUCGACACGCGGUACGUGAAAGACACUUUCAUGGUUGCGUUCAAGAACGGACCAAACAGAAGACGACUGCGGGUCAUCAUGCUUGUAAUAGUUCUCUGCGUUGUUAUUGGACCUAUUUAUGGUGAAAUGUCGGUGAUGUAUCUCUUCACAAGGUAUCGGUUCAAUUGGAACGAGGUGGAUUUCAGUAUGUUCUCUACUUACGCCAUGUGCACUUCGUUAGUCGGCACUUUAUUCUCGGUUGGUGUUUUUAGUCACAUACUAAAAUUCGACGAUGCAAUAAUUGGUGUCAUAUCUUGUACGAGCAAAAUUCUAUCUGGAUUUAUGUAUGCGUUUGCGACGAAGACCUGGCAUAUUUAUAUAGCACCGCUUAUCGAGAUCUUUAAUGGGACUUCGUUUAUAGCUAUGAGAUCUAUGGUGUCCAAAUUGGUGGAUAAAGAUGAACUGGGCAAAGUGAACUCUUUCUUCGGUGUAGCUGAAGCGAUGAUGCCACUGGUUUAUGCCCCUAUGUACACAAGUGUAUACACCGCGACAAUAAAAACGUUUCCCGGAGCUUUCUUUUUGUUGGGCGGCGGACUUACUGUGCCUGCUGUACUUAUAUUUUUGUGGUUAUAUUUGGCGAAUAAAAAAUUCGUGGCGACAACAAACGCCGUCAACGAUAGAGAAAAGGAUAAAAGUGAGAAAGUUGGUCAAGAAAAUUGUGCGUUUGAAAAUGACGAAAGCGUAAAGAAUAUUGAAAGUGGCAACCCGGCGUUAGACGCUGAGAAUGCUACUCAAUCUCAAAUUGAGAUUGGUUUCACUCAAAGCAUGGUUGCUACUAGUAAACUUUAG